Molecule: messenger RNA, 1059 nt
Organism: Glycine soja
Lineage: Eukaryota; Viridiplantae; Streptophyta; Magnoliopsida; Fabales; Fabaceae
Exons: 2
Coding region: 1-1059 (352 amino acids)
Molecular function (GO): zinc ion binding; nucleic acid binding
Source: RefSeq, a predicted model, not a curated record
AUGGUGUUCCUAGAGCUCAAGCAGGGAAACAUGAUUAUGGCUAAAUAUGCAGCCAAGUUUGAGGAAUUAGUGAGGUAUUUUCCUCACUACCAAGGAAGAGAUGGUGAAAGUUCAAAAUGUGUGAAGUUUCUGAACGGCUUGCGGCCUGAGGUGAAGCAAGCUAUGAACUAUCAAGGUGUCUAUCAGUUUACACUUUUGGUGAACAUGUGUCGAAUUUGGGAUGAGGACUCCCGACACAGGGCGGCCUAUUAUAGGAGUACGGGCCUAAUGAAAAAUAAAAAGAAUGGAUCUAAAAAUCUGGGAAAACCAUAUCCAACCCCUCCUAAGCAACAUGGUAUUCUCCCCCAAAAUCAGAGGACUACUGUUAUGGGGUUUGCUAGUGGUAGUGGUAGCAAACCCACUACUUUCCCAACCCAAAUCAUUUGUUUCAGGUGUGGUAAGCCAAGCCACAUCUCCUCAAACUAUACCAAUAAGGAUAGGAUCUGCUUCAACUAUAGGAAGAACGGGCAUAUUCAGAGAAAUUUCCCAUAUCCCAAGAAGGAGCAGAAUGGUGGGGUUCUAAAUGACCAAACUGAACAUUCAAAGGCCACGGGAAGGGUCUUUACUCUUAAUGGUGUCGAAGCUUCGAAAUCCAAAGAUCUAAUCCAAGGUAUGGACUCAUUAUCUUCCAACCAUGUCUUGUUAAACUGUUUUGAUAAAGCUCUUGUGUUUGAUGAUUCUAGAGUGAGUAAGGAUAGGAUGUUUAUCUCUGCCAACCUAGUUAUGACAUCUUUAAAAGAAGAUUCUCAAGUGUACAUGAUCUCAUCUAACCUAGAAGUAGAGACAAUGGUUUCCGUGGGUGACCUCUUUAUUGUUAGAGAGUUUCCUGAAGUGUUCCUAGAGGAUAUAUCUGGUUUAUCACCUGAGAGAGAGAUAGUGAUUUCCAUAGACCUGGUACUCGGUGCUGGACCCAUAUCCAUAGCCCCUUAUAGGAUGUCUCCUAUAAAGUUAGCCAAGCUUAAGAAACAGUUAGAGGAGUUGUUGGAUAAGAAAUUUGUGAGACCUAGUGUGUCUCCAUGA